UUUUGUUUAAUUGUAUUCGUCCGAAUGUCCUUAAAUACAUCUGGUCCCUCUUUUCUUUCUCUCUCUCACCCUCACUUCCCUUUCGGUUUCACAUCCCAACUUACUUUCUAUCUGUUUCUUACACUGCCUUUCAUUUCCUGAUUGCAAUACUGAUACAAUGGCGGGUACCAGUGGACACAAUGGAGCCACGGAAGGUAGCAAUGGCCAGGCGGCUUCUCGUCGACCUCUCCUCCCCGGAAUUUACGCUCCAACAAUGACAUUCUUCGAUCCCGAAACCGAGGAGCUGGACAUCCCUAUCAUCAAGAAACAUGCAAUCCGACUUGUGGAAGCUGGGCUCGUAGGACUAGUGACUAUGGGCUCGAACGGCGAGGCAGUCCAUCUCUCCACUGCCGAGAAAUCAGCCGUCACGCGCGCAACCCGCGAAGCACUUGAUUCUGCCGGUUUUGGUCAAAUCCCCAUUAUAGUGGGUGCAUCCGAGGGUUCAGUCCGAGGAACUGUCGCACUCAUCAAAGAAGCCGAGAAGGCAGGCGGAGACUAUGUGCUUGUGCUCCCACCAUCAUAUUUCCGCGGCCUGAUGGACGAGGAGGCCAUCUAUAGCUACUUUAUGGAGGUAGCGGACGCUUCCCCACUGCCGAUCAUUCUGUACAACUACCCCGGUGCUGUUGCUGGGAUUGACAUGGAUUCAGAUCUCCUCAUCCGAAUUGCACAGCAUCCUAAUAUCACGGGGACAAAAUUCACAUGCGGGAACACGGGCAAGCUGACACGCGUUGCACUCGCCACAAAUGCCGUAACACCCUUCUCGAGAGGGAGCGGAUAUAUGGCAUUCGGCGGGAUGUGUGAUUUCACCGCGCAAACGCUCGUUUCUGGGGGGUCAGGCAUUAUCGCGGGAGGUGCCAAUGUGAUGCCCAAAACGUGUGUUAAGGUCUGGGAUCUGUAUACGGAGGGGAAGAAAGAAGAGGCAUUCGAGUUGCAGAAGGUGUUGAGCAAAGGUGAUUGGGUGCUCACGAAAGCUGCUAUUGCGGGAACGAAGAGUGCUAUCCAGUCAUACUUUGGGUAUGGCGGAUACCCUCGUAGGCCGUUGAAGAGAUUAGAUCAGGUGAAGACUCAGGGAAUUAGAGACGGCAUUGAGGAGGUCAUGAAGGUCGAGAAGAGUUUAUAGAAUGGUAAUAUGGAUGCUCGUGAGGUUUCUCGAUUACAAGUCACUCCUUUUUCGCAUUCCAUGAAGCUGGUCAGCAUUGUCUAAGGGAGAUAGACUGCAAAGCAGACAUCAUGGGAUGCGCCACGUUAUUGUUGGGACAAGGACCCCACUACGAAUUCAUUUUAACGAGCAUUCAUUGCCAUUCAACCAUGUCCCAUAUAUUCACCCUUUCAAAGCUCACUAACUCCCUCGCUAUGAAUAACAAACAACCCAA
Molecule: messenger RNA, 1412 nt
Organism: Amorphotheca resinae ATCC 22711
Lineage: Eukaryota; Fungi; Ascomycota; Leotiomycetes; Helotiales; Amorphothecaceae
Exons: 1
Coding region: 158-1159 (333 amino acids)
Molecular function (GO): 4-hydroxy-tetrahydrodipicolinate synthase activity
Source: RefSeq, a predicted model, not a curated record